ACGUCGUUGUUAUUUGCAAUUGCGUUAUAGUAGUUUUCUAGCACUGGGCUCUGUGUGUUGAUCGAAAAAAUGGAGAGGUGUAUGUUGCCCACUUGGCAUUGGGGCCGAACGAAUCCGGAGGUGGAUCAUCGUGUUGUUCUAACUCUAGCGUGAUGAGUGCUAAUGCACACAAGGCGAAGGUUAGGAUAGACAAGCUACGUAAGGUAGCAGAAGGAGGUCUCUGUCGAAAAAACAAUUCUUUGGAUAAUAAAUAUACUCCUUCUUCGCAGUUUGUUAUCCUCGAGAGAGUUAAAGAAAAACUUGGUACUGGAAAUUACGAUUUAUUUUUUAAUAACUGCGAGCACUUUGUGACACAUUGCAGAUAUGGAAUACCUGAAAGCCAGCAGAUGGAGGAAGUGGGAGACGGGAUACUUUUAGCGACAGCACUUAUAGCAGCGGGAGUCGGAACUUCAGCUUUGCUAUGUGGCUUAAAAAAUCUUUUCUCUUAA
Messenger RNA from Enterobius vermicularis (human pinworm), 488 nucleotides. The record is from the annotation of a GenBank genome assembly. Lineage: Eukaryota; Metazoa; Nematoda; Chromadorea; Rhabditida; Oxyuridae.